Molecule: messenger RNA, 399 nt
Organism: Geodia barretti
Lineage: Eukaryota; Metazoa; Porifera; Demospongiae; Tetractinellida; Geodiidae
Source: the annotation of a GenBank genome assembly
ACGACGUAGUGGCGUGGAAGGAGUCAAGCAAGGGCACGGGUAUCUUCGCCGUAAUGACCGGGGACAUCCCCAGGCGACCCCUUCCCACCUGGCUGGGGCUGGACGUGGAAAACAUGGCCGGGCGCGUGCUCUCCCUGCCGGAGCCCUCGGAUAUAGACACCGGGAUAGACGUGAGGCUGGUUGUGGAGCACUAUUCCAGAUAGUGUAGGAGAUGCUUUUAUGGUUCAGAUAGGAGGGGUCUUGGAAGAGACUCCCAAGCCAGAAAUAAGGGUCCUGGAAGUCCAGGACGACUACGGCAAGUUUUCGGUGGAGCCGCUGGAGCCGGGGUACGGGAUUACCCUUGGUAAUCCCAUGCGUCGGGUGCUGCUCACCUCUAUCCCGGGCACCGCGGAGGCGCAG